UCUGCGUCAAGAGAAUAGCGCAAUUAUUUACAAACUGUGUAGUUUAUAGUUAUUUUCUAACAAGAUCUAGAUCGAGGUUUCUUAUUCAGUACUUUUUAAAAAUAUAUAUAUAUAGGCCUAUAACGUUGGUUUCAAUAAUCUAGAUUUUUUUUUUCUGUGUUGGUGGAUAGAGUUUUUUUUUUUUCCAAACUGCGUUUGAUACGCUCCAAUAAAAUCUUUAUGUAAGCUACCGGUGUAAAUGUGUCAGGGGUCACUAUCCGUAAAAACUGUGCGUGUAGAAAGUCGAGGGACUUCAAAAUGACAUUGUAAAUUCAUUUCGGACUUAACGUUUCGUCUGAUGUUUUGCAGUUUGUCAAAAACUACGAGAGAAUGAAUGACAAUGGAAGUUUUAGUGAAUUCUGUGGAGGCAGUAAGAUUUUUGAUGUUGACCUUCUCUUGAACAACACCUGGCCAGAGUUUACACCAUGUUUCCAGAACUCACUGAUCAUCUGGGUACCUUGCGGCCUGGUCUGGAUAACCUUGCCCUUUUAUCUUAUCUACCUGUUUUGUUACGUGGACAGUUUCUCUCUGCCUGUCAACAAACUCAAUGUUUCCAAAAUGAUUAUAAGCUUUCUGUGUUGCCUUGUGUCUGUGAUUGAUACACUCAAGUCUGAGCCAGACUCCCGUAGUACAUCAGAUGCUAUCCCUACUGUGGUCUACUUGUCUGGCUUCAUCAAGGCCAUUACAUAUCUGUUAGUUGUGUUCCUGAUUCACUUAGAGCGAGUCAAAGGAAUCAUUACCUCUGGGGUCUUGUGGACUUUCUGGACUUUGACAUUUCUAGCCAACAUCAUUCCUUUUUAUACCAAGAUUUAUUUAAAGGACUAUGAUCAUCACCAGUUUUCUUUCGUUGUGUUUGUCUUGUACUUCUCACUGCUGUUUGCUCAAUUCAUUUUGUUUAGUUUUGCUGAGCAAGUCACCAGGCAGGGGUAUGAACUCUUGGGACAGAAACUGUCUCCAGAAAUUACUGCUUCAUUCCCCAAUAGACUGACAUUUUGGUGGAUGAACGGAAUUAUAUUUCAUGGCUACCGUAAAGGUAUCAAAGAGGGUGACCUUUUUGAUUUACACACUAGAGAUAAAGCAGAGAGAGUUGUGCCCCAGUUUGAGAAUGCCUGGCAGGCAGAACUAGAUAUUGCAAAGAAAAGAAAAAAGAAGAAAGAAACUGAUACAAGGCUUCAGAAUGGAUACGCUUCAUUUGACAACAGUGGGAAGAAAACUGACAGUGUCAAACUAUCUACUGGAGAAAAAACACCGUUACUGAACAGAAGAUCCAAUGUAAGGACAUCAUUAGCCGACGAAACUGCCAGAACUAGUGCUAGUGAGAAAGAAAAGGAUAAUGAGGACCAUCUAGUUCAAGCUUCAUUAUUUAAGGUGUUGGUGAAGACUUAUGGGAUAGAAUUACUUAAUGCUCAAGUCUGCAAGUUUGUUUAUGACUUGCUUCAAUUUGUUAGCCCUCUAUUACUUAGCACCCUGAUUCAGUACACACAGGAGAAGCUAGAUAAUCCAAGUCAAACCCAUGAAUGGAAAGGCUAUGUCUACGCUUCUUCCUUUUUUGUUGUUUCCAUGGCAGGAUCCAUUAUGUUCAAUCAAAACUUCCACCUUGGGAUGACGCUAGGGAUGAGAAUAAAAGCUGCUCUUAUUGCGGCUGUUUACAGAAAGAGUCUUACUAUCAGCAAUGAAGCUAAAAAGCAGUCCACAGUUGGGGAGAUAGUCAACCUAAUGUCAGUUGACUGUCAUAGGAUGCAGGAUGUCACAGGUUAUCUCUGGAUGCUGUGGUCAGCUCCUCUUCAGAUUGGCUUGGCCUUAUACAUGUUAUGGGAUGUCAUGGGAGUGUCUACAUUGGCAGGACUGGGGGUGAUGGUCCUGUUGAUGCCUCUCAAUGGGUUCAUUGCUAUGAAACAGAGGAAGUAUCAGAUCAGUCAGAUGAAGUUAAGAGAUCAGAGGAUUAAACUGAUGAGUGAAGUCUUAAGUGGGAUCAAGGUUCUAAAAUUGUAUGCCUGGGAGACAUCUUUCCAGAAAAAAGUAGAAGAAAUUCGAGAUAAAGAGUUGGAGCUUCUGAAGAAGACUGCUUACUUGAAUGCAUUCUCCACUUUUUGCUGGACAACAGCACCAUAUAUGGUAACUCUGGCCACCUUUGCCACCUAUGUCCAGGUCUCAGACACCCACCAGCUGGACGCUACUAAAGCUUUUGUCGCCCUCUCUUUGUUCAACAUCCUCAGGUUCCCCAUCAACUUGCUGCCCAUGAUGGUUUCCUUCAUUGUACAGGCAACAGUUUCAAUGAAACGUAUCAGCAAAUUUCUGAGACAAGAAGAUUUAGACCUAGACAGCGUUUGUUAUGAUCCAAAUUUUGAGUCAGCUGUGAGAAUAGAGAAUGGAACUUUUACUUGGGAUGCAACAUUAAACAAUCCAACACUUUCUAACAUUAAUGUCAACAUUCCUGAGGGUCGGCUAAUUGCCAUUGUUGGCCAGGUUGGCUCAGGGAAAUCUUCUUUGAUAUCAGCCAUAUUGGGAGAGAUGCAGAAGUUACAAGGGGAGGUAACCAUAAAGUCUAGUAUAGCGUAUGUGCCCCAGCAGGCCUGGAUCCAGAAUGCAACACUAAAGGACAAUAUUCUGUUUGGCAAAGAAGAAGAUCCUGAUGUGUACGACAAGGUUUUAGAAGCUUGCGCUCUGAAGCCUGACUUGGAAAUAUUACCUGGAGCUGACCUGACAGAAAUUGGAGAAAAGGGUAUCAACCUGAGUGGAGGUCAGAAACAGAGAGUGUCCAUGGCUAGAGCAGUCUACAGUGAUGCUGAUAUCUACCUGCUGGAUGAUCCCCUUAGUGCGGUGGACUCCCAUGUAGGCAAGCACAUCUUUCAAAAUGUCAUUUCCUCUAAAACUGGCAUGCUGAAGAAUAAAACAAGAGUACUUGUCACACAUGGCAUCCACUGGCUGCCUCAGGUGGACAAUAUAGUUGUCAUGACAGAUGGUCGUAUAUCAGAGGUGGGAACUUAUGAGCAGCUUCUGUCUCAUGAUGGAGACUUUGCCAAGUUCUUGAAGACCUACUUGACCCAGGAAACAGAAGAUGAAGAAGAUGAUCCUGAAAUUGCUGCCAUCAAAGCAAAGAUCUUAGAGAAGGUUGAGACAGUCGUGUCUAGUGUUACUUCUGGUGACGAGAGAACAAAAAGUGAUAAAGGUUUAACAAGACAAAUGAGUCGCCAGAUCACCACAUCAAUGAAAGAGAAAGAAACAAAAGAGGAUCCCAAGAACGCUCCCACGAAAUCAAAAGCAGGUACAGACUUGACUCAGGAGGAAAAAUCAGAAACUGGAAAGGUGAAGUAUUCUGUGUUUCUUGUCUACUUCAAGGCUAUUGGACUUUGGGCUACAUUGUUCUUCUUCAGCUUCUUUGCCGGCUAUCAAGCAGCGAAUGUCUACUCCAGUAUCUGGCUGUCUGAUUGGACGGCAGAUAGUGUGUUAAACAAUAGGUCCUUGUCCAACACCAGUGAAUACAGCAACAGGAAUGACAUGUACCUGGGGGUCUAUGGUGCUCUUGGAGCUGGUCAAGCACUUCUGAUCUUGUUGUAUUCCAUCAUCGCCUCCAUACGCAUGGUCCGGGCUGCUGGCACCCUGCACAACCACAUGUUGGCCAAUGUCCUGCGCUCUCCAAUGUCUUUCUUUGACACGACCCCCUCCGGCAGAAUUAUGAACAGGUUCUCUGGAGAUGUGGAGACUGUAGACAACACGCUGCCAUCACUGUUCAGGAGUUGGAUGAACACGUUCUUUGGAACUAUCAGCACCAUAAUUGUGAUCAGCUACAGUACACCAAUAUUUAUGGUGGUCAUUUUGCCUUUGGGAGUGCUCUACUACCUAGUUCAGAGAUUUUACAUCCCAACAUCUCGUCAGUUAAAGAGAAUAGAAUCCACCACCAAGUCUCCUGUCUUUACUCACUUCACAGAAACAAUCACUGGAGCCACAUCUAUCAGAGCCUACAAGGCAACAAAAAGGUUUACUGAAGAGUCACAGGCAAGAGUGGAUAAAAAUUUGGUCUUUUAUUUUGCUGGAAUCGCAUCAAACAGAUGGCUGGCGACAAGGUUAGAAUUCCUUGGCAACUUUGUGGUUCUGGCUGCAGCUAUGUUUGCUGUCGUUGCUGGUGAUAUUAAUCCCAGUAUAGUAGGCCUGUCUGUCUCAUAUGCUUUACAGGUGACUGGCGGCUUGAACUGGAUGGUGAGGAUGACCUCUGACCUGGAAACUAAUAUAGUAGCUGUUGAAAGAAUUAAUGAGUAUACGCAGACACCUUCGGAGGCAGCUUGGAUCAAUCCAUUCAAACAACCAAUCUCAAACUGGCCAGUGAAUGGUGCCAUUGGUUUCAAUGACUACAAGACACGUUACCGACCUGAACUAGAGUUGGUAUUGAAAGGUCUGACCUGUUUGAUUAAAGGAGGAGAGAAGGUUGGUGUAGUUGGCAGGACGGGUGCUGGCAAGUCCUCCUUGACUGUGGCUUUGUUUCGUUUAAUCGAGGCCUCCAGUGGAAGCAUUGCAAUAGACGACACAGUAAUCAGUGACAUUGGGCUUCAUGAUUUGAGGUCAAGGCUGACAAUACUGCCACAGGAUCCAGUUUUGUUCUCUGGGACUCUCAGGAUGAACCUUGACCCCUUCAACUCCUACACUGAUGCCAUGAUCUGGAGAGCUUUAGAGCAUGCUCACCUGAAAUCUUUUGUGGAAGAGACUCCAGCAGGACUUGAGUUUGUUUGUGAUGAAGGAGGUCAGAACUUAAGUGUGGGUCAAAGGCAGCUGGUUUGUUUAGCCCGAUCACUUCUACGAAAGACAAAGAUUUUAGUUUUGGAUGAAGCCACGGCUGCAGUGGACAUGGAAACCGAUGAUCUGAUUCAGAAAACAAUACGAAGUGAAUUUAAAGACUGUACAGUUCUGACCAUCGCUCAUAGACUCAACACCAUCAUGGACUAUGACAGAAUUAUGGUUCUGGAUCAGGGGGAGAUAAAAGAGUUUGAUGCUCCAGACAUUUUACUGAAAAACAAACAGUCCAUUUUCUAUGGCAUGGCUAAAGACGCCAACUUGGUAAAAUAAACUUUUCUUGGUUGGAGAGUGCUGUGAUGUUUACAUAUAAAGGAUUAUCUAGGUCAGUGUUGAUCACUAUUUACGCUCAAGGCCAUUAUAUUUAUUUGCAUGAAGAUUUAUUUUUCUAAGUUAUACAUUGAAUCAUAUUCAUAUUAUGAAAACAUUUUUAAAAGCUCUUUAAAAAAAAUGUACAAUUUGUAUAUUUUCAUUAUUUAUUUCAUUUCUGUCUUUAUCCAAUAGAUUUUGUUUCAUCUUUUAAAUAACAACAAAAAUAUAUAUGUAACAUUCUAGAUAUACUUUGUAUGUAUGAUCCAUAUGUUUUAUCUGACUUUUAUUGUAAUUCAUUCAACAAUUGUAUGUGCUUUUUUGGAUUGUUAAUAAAUUUUGAAAUGGAAAAAGAA
Biomphalaria glabrata is the source of this 5489-nucleotide messenger RNA. RefSeq names its product multidrug resistance-associated protein 1-like. Gene Ontology annotation, biological process: transmembrane transport. Bases 370 to 5097 code for a protein of 1575 amino acids. The record is from RefSeq and is a predicted model, not a curated record. Gene Ontology annotation, cellular component: membrane. Gene Ontology annotation, molecular function: ATP binding; ABC-type transporter activity; ATP hydrolysis activity. Lineage: Eukaryota; Metazoa; Mollusca; Gastropoda; Planorbidae. The transcript has 33 exons.